Funneliformis caledonium is the source of this 192-nucleotide messenger RNA. The record is from the annotation of a GenBank genome assembly. Lineage: Eukaryota; Fungi; Glomeromycota; Glomeromycetes; Glomerales; Glomeraceae.
AUGAGUGCCAUUUAUUAUGAAGACAAUACGUUCUUUGUUCACGGUAAUAAUGUUGGUGCGAGUAUUAGUGAAAAUGAUGAUUUUAUGGUGUACGAUACGAUUGGAUUAGGUGAAGGUAGUUUUGGAACGGUUCCGCAUCAGGAGGCUGUCAAAAUAAUUAUUCUAAAUGUGAAGCACCAAUCAACUAUAUAG